Messenger RNA from Polyodon spathula (Mississippi paddlefish), 4674 nucleotides. It is a transcript of the gene sfi1, whose product is annotated as SFI1 centrin binding protein. NCBI's taxonomy places the organism in Eukaryota, Metazoa, Chordata, Actinopteri, Acipenseriformes, Polyodontidae. Gene Ontology annotation, molecular function: phosphatase binding. Bases 398 to 4303 code for a protein of 1301 amino acids. The record is from RefSeq and is a predicted model, not a curated record. The transcript is spliced from 31 exons.
GAGAAGUAACAGCAGGCGGGAGGAAGAGCGCAGUAGGGAUGUACUGACGGUAGCGUAACCAGGGCAACUGUCCCAGGGGUAGAGUGAAACCGAGGGCAAAAACAACAGAAAAGUGUAUAAAAUGAAUCAAUAAAAGCACAGCUGCAAACCGUGCACUCGAUAUCUUCCCAAGCAAAGCACAGGAUAGGGUAGGGUAGGGUAGGGUAGGGUAGGGUCGCUUUUGUGGCUACCAAAAUAAAUAAUGUGCGCUUUUUAAAAAAUGUAAUAACUUUUAUUUACUCAAAAAAAAAAAAAAAAAAGUUAGAUCUGAGUUUAUCGUCACAUGAAGCACACCCAGAACGCUUUUCUAUAUAAUUAAUAACAAGACUUUAGCUGCACCCUCGUCAUUUCUACGAACAUGGACGUAACCCGUGGGAGUGUCAGAUGUCCUGCAGCUAGUCGCAGGAGCAGAAACGCUACGCUGCUGGUGAGACGCGAUGGGUCUGAGCUCACACAGAAUAAAGGUCACGGCAGCACUCACGUUACAAAAGACCCCCAGCAAGCUCCAGCCCAGCGGAUUCCUGAUGAUGUACCCCAGAGUGUGAGGAAUGAUCCGGGGGCAGUCCGUCUGCCGAAAGGGCGUCGGAUUCAGUACAGGGUGGCGUACACCUGGAACAGGGGGGGGAGGCUCAAGGAACUGCGCAUCAGACACCUUGGGAGAAAGUUUCUGUACCUGUGGAUUGCCAAGACCUUCGGUCGAGUCCUGCCCUCGAAAGCAAGGUCUCAUCACAGCUACAGAGUUCUCCAGAAGGCCUUCGAGGAGUGGAGGGAGGAGUGGUGGGUGAUCAGGAAGGAAUGGAAGCUCAGUGUCCGAGCACACUGCCACUACAGGUAUUACCUGUACAACCUGGUCUUUAAGGGCUGGCAGACCUACGUCCUGCACCAGCGCCAGAAGAAGCAGCAGUAUAAGGAAGCCGCCUCGUAUGAUAAUUCCCGGUGCUUGUCUGCGGCAUGGGAACACUGGCAGAUAUACGUCAGCAUGCGGAAAAUCAAACAAGACAUGCAGUCCAAAGCAAGGGAAUUCCAGGAAGCAAACUCGAUGCAGAGCGCGUGGAGGAUCUGGGUCCGGGGCCUGCAGAGGAGGCAGAGCCUGUGCCAGAUGGACGCGGCAGCACUUCAGCACUGGGCUCAAGGCUUGCAGUACAGGGCCUGGGAGCAGUGGAAGGAGGUUCUCCAACGACUGUGGCUGGAGAGAGAGAAGGAGAGGAGGGCUAUGCUUCAUUAUCAGCACCGGUGCCUCAGGAAAUCCCUCCAGGUCUGGGUCUUCUAUCAACAGCACCGCAAGGCCAAGAAGCAGCAGUACAGUCUGGCAGAGCAGGUGAGGCAGGGCUGCCUGGUCCAGCAUGUUUUCUGUGAGUGGAGUAGCGCCUGGCAGAGCAGACAGCGUGCCCGCGGCAGGCAUGAUGCGAUCGCUGGGCUAGCAGAGCGCAUCACCACACGCAGGGCGUUCAUCCACUGGAGACACUAUGUCACUUUGUGUGCUGAAGAUGCAAAGAAGAGUGAAGCUGCUGAGGAGCACUACAGGCGCCAUCUGCUGCGUAAGGGAAUGAAAGCCUUGAGCACGAAUAUCACACUCAACCGCCUCGGUCAACUCCAGAGCAACCUGGCACACCAGCAGCGCCACACUACAGUGGUGAGGAGGUUUUGGACUCUGUGGAAGCUGCGUGGUGAGGAACGUGAGGAGAAGGGGAUGCAGUCGCUAAAUCUCAGAGCAACCCGACAGUACAGGACAGUGCUGCUGCGGAAGUCUCUGACCGUCUGGACGGAAUACAUCAAAUGGAGAAGGUGGCGAAAGGCGCAGAUCGGCAGGGCUGACGAGCACUACACCAGGAAGACAUUCCCACGCUGCAUUGACACCUGGAGAGAAUUCAUUCGCCAGGAGAGACGCCACAGGGAGAUGAAAGACACGGCUACUCAGUUUUACAAAGAGACGAGACAGAGAUGGAUAUUCUGCACCUGGUGGGAGAGAAUGAACCGGCAGAAGGAAUAUCAGCUGGCUGAGAGAAUGGCUGUGAUUCAUUGUGACCGGCGCACAGCGCUCCAGUUUUGGUGUAGAUGGCGUCACCGAGCAGCCUGCCGUCUGGAAGAGAGGGAGAAGGAAGCCGUCGCGGAAGGGCAUUUUUCCCGACAGCUAUUCCGGAAAUCCUUCCGCUGCUGGAGGCAGAACGUCUCCGAGAUUAAAGCAGAAAGAGGUAAUGAGAUGCAAGCGAUAAGGCAUCAGUUCCACCACAGUCUGAGAUGGGCCUGGAACACAUGGAGACAGUAUGUGAAAGUGAGAGGAGAGAAGAGGAGGGUGAUCCUCCGAGCGGAGACGCACUGCAGACACACGCUGCUGCACAGAGUCCUGGAUGGAUGGAAGGUGUAUCAGCGAGGCGUGCAGCAAGUUCUGCACAGAGUGGAGGAAAAGGACAGGCGUCGGAAGAGAGGCUUGUUAAGGGUGACCUUCAAAGUGUGGCGAGAGAAGGCAGUGAGCCUCGCAGACGAAGCUCGAAAGCUUUGCAGAGCAGAGCAGCAUUACUGCAGGACGCUGCUUUCGAAGGCUCUGUUGGGAUGGCGAGAUGAGAUUUCCCUUCAGGUUUACUAUAGACAGCAGGAGCAGGACGCUGUGCACGAGGCUCAGAAGCACAUUGCAAUGGUGAGAUUGCAGCACAUGUUCUCACACUGGAGGGAGUUCAGUAGGAAGUCAGUGGAGCACAGGUCAAAGAUGGAGGUCGCUGCACAGCACCAUGGGAGAUGUAUUCUAAGGAAGUGCGUAUCCUCGUGGAAACUGUACCAUCACGGCUGCAUACGGAAAAUGAUGUUGUGUCGUCAGGGGGAGUGGUUCCAGGCACAGAGACUCUAUCAACACUAUUUUACCUGUUGGACAGUGCAGAUGCUGGGCAGGCAGAGAGAGGAACAGCAGACGGUCAGCGCUCUCUGGCACUGGUGCUUCAACCUGCAGGGCAAGGUGUUUGAUGCCUGGGUAGGCUAUGUUCUGGAGGAGAGAAGGAAGAAGGUUCGGGUCCAGAAAGCGGUGCAGUUCUAUCGGUCUCAGCUUCUCCGGGAGGGGGCCUCGCAGAUCCUGCGCUAUGCUGCUGACAUGGCCCAGUUCCGAGGGACGCUGGCGGCACAGCAGCAGGUCAAGUCUGCCUACAGUCUUCACCAGGUCGUUCACCGCUGUGCAAUGACUUGGAAACACAGGGCUCUCUGUCACAAAGAGAGAAGGAGAUCUCACCCAGCCGCUGUCCCUCCGAAGAAAGCGGUGACGUUCCAUCUCCCAGCCGAGGCCAGGGCUGAGCCGGAGCACAGACCGGAGCGUGUGGAAGUGGGGCUGCUCCUCGAGUACAACAGGAAGACCCUGAAACCUGAAGGGGUACCGGCGUCGCUGGGGCCCAGAGAGCCCCUUGAGGAUGAACUGGGAGUAUCUCCAGGGGCCAGGAGUCCAGUCCUACGUCAGAGGAGGCUGCAGCCCAGAAGACCCGACUUCCUGUUGCGCUCCCUGGAGAAGGAGGGGCUCCACAAGCCUGGAAGCAGCAGUAAUCCUGAGUCCCUGAGAGAACAGCCAGCUGCCCAGUCUCUGUCCAGCACAGAGAGCUGCACACAGGAAGACAGUCCAGUCUUCACGCAGCCACCCGCCCCCACUCCGCAGCCUCUCUCCAGUAAACCCGGUUCUGAAGGGACAGGGCAGCUCAGAUCUCCGCUGGUACCGGCACAAGGACCCGGGGUACCAGCAGCAGCUCCUAGGAAGCUGCCAGUGUACCAUCCGGACCUGUCUCGCCAGAAAGAGGAGCUCCUGCCACCGUCUUGUUUCAUGAUGCCCAAGAGAGGGCGAGCGCACACAAGAGUUGGCUCCCCAGGCAGACAACCUGCCAGUAAAGGUCAGACCCCAGAGCUGCUGUCUCCAGAGGUCUUCACUGUGAAAAGAGGCCGGCGCGCUCUCAGCUUUGAGGAGGACUCGGCAGAGGAAGGGGGUGGGGAUCACAGCGAGGACUGCGACCGGCAGCUAGAAGCGGAACUGCAACAGAUCCAACAGGACAUGCAGCGUUUCCAUGACAACAAGCUAAACCUGAAGACCUGGCACAAACAGGCUGAGCUGCUGAGAGCCUGGCUGCAGGGAAAUGAGGCAGAGGAGGAGGGAGAGGAAGCCCAGCAAAUACAGCAGGACCUGGAGGAGGUAAGAGCAGGAUCGGGGAAUCUGAGAGAUGCACAUUGUGUUCUGAGCAAAAGCAAUCAAAACUCUAGUUUAUUUCCAUCCCUGCAGAAUAUGAAUCCCAUUGCAGAUUGAUCCAUUCCUGCUUGUACUAAGACACACCUGAGCUUGUUACCUAUAAACUGGCUGAUCACUCUCGUAGUAAAACCUGGAAUGGGUGAAACUGCUAUGCAAUAAGAGUCUUAAUUCUAGUCCUGGUUCUGUGAAUUCCUAAAUAGUAUGUAUGUAUGUAUGUAUGUAUGUAUGUAUUUUUUUCUAUGCAUAUUAAUAUAACAUUAGUAACCCAACACCCUAAGAUGUUCCUCCUGCAGCUAUUCAGCAUUUCUUUUUAAUUUUGUUAAACGACUCUGCCAUGCCCAUCUCUCUAAAUAAAAAGGAUAGUUAGUUAGACGGGCAGUUCAGUUCCAGACCCUGCGAUCAUUAUUAAACCCGUUCUCCACUUUCCC